CCUCUCCUUCCCUGAAAAGUUGCCCGGCAGUCGCUGUCAAUUUCAUGCCCGGCUGGUGAUUGCUUCCAUCUUUAAGCCUCCUGACCCUUGCGAACCAGUCAUCCGGAUGAACCUCGUUUUGAACUGGAAGAGGAACUUCUCGAACUUGAACGGGCCAGAAGCAGCCGGGUCGGUACGUUUGUCGUUGCCCGGGUGCGAAUGGCAGAACCGAAGGGGAAACGGCAGAAAACCUGCCUGCCCACCUGCACCUUCCACCGGCCGCUGUCCGGAGCCCAGGUGAAGCAGAACUAUCCGCUGGGUGUGGAGGAGGCGGUCUGCGGGCUCAUCACCUUCUUCUACGAGGUCUCCUACCGGUUCCAGGCUCUGGCGGAGAUUUUUGAACAAGAUGAUGUUGCUCUGCCCAGAGUUGCUGGCUAUUUCCAUAAGAUCACCCAAGAAGAGGAGAAGAACGCGCAAACCUUACUUGACUACCAGACGGAGCGAGGAGGGCACUACUGCCCCAGAGAUAUUCAGAAACCCCGAAGCGAGUCGGUGCGAAACAUUCGCCAGGCGCUGGAGCUCACAUUCCGCCAGUGGAAAACUGCCGCGUCCUUCCUGGAAGAACUCUGUGCGCUGAGCAAAACCCUGGCGGACCCCCACACAGCCAGCUUCAUCAGAAAGCGUCUUCUUGUUCCCAAAAUCGAACAGAUCAAAGUGGCCGGCGACCUAAUCACUAACGCCAACCGACUGGGCUGUACAGACGAUGGGCGGGUCAGCUUUGGCGAGUACCUGAUUGAUCGUCUCCAGGAAGAACUGAAGACUCCCGCCUGAAUCGUUCGGCGGUUUUGCCACUCUCCAAAGACCAAAGAUCGGGACAUUUCUAGUAACAUUGCAUCGAGUUUAGAAAAAAAACAAGCCCUCCCUUUCCUGGGUGAAUGUAUUUUGAGACUUCGAUCAAAAUCUUAAUCCUGUUCAAUAAGAUUCACUUAAGACUAAUGAAAAUGGGUAAAUCUGGUUGAAUAUCAGUGCACGGUAGACCUCAUGGAGACUUCACUGUUACCUGCAAGGGUCACCAAAAUUGGAGUCUCGUCCAAUCUUCCCAAAGAUCACGUUCCUGGGAAAUAUGUGCCUCUUACAAAGCCCAUUUAAAUACAAAGGCUCUUGGUUUCAUUAUUAUUACAAUAGAAAAGAAUGGAGAUAUGAACCUAAUUUUGUUUCAGAUGCGGAUCCAUCCGUUUACACAGACAAGUGUGUUUUUGUUGCAUAUCUUUUAGCCUAUCCUAUCGAUCUGGUCCUCGAUCAAAAAAAAAACAAAAUGAGAUUGUUUUCUGAAAUCUAAACGGUGAUUGUCUCUGGCCUUUGACUCUAUGUGCAAAGGGGAAUACCCCAGUAAAGACCCUAGUAGUCCUGAUGCAGGGUUCCGACCCGAAACGUCAACAAUUCCUUUCCUCCCACAGAUGGUGCUCGACCCGCUGAGUUCUUCCAGCAGAUUGUUUGAUACCCUAGUAAAACCCCGAUACCCAGGACUGUCCUUCAUUCCCAAGUUCGAGUUCUAAUACGGCGCAAGGUAGCAGCAUGACACAAACCCCUAUAAUUGGGCAAAUUUAACGGGCUCUUUGUGAACGGUAUAUACGGUCCUACAGGAGAGAUACAAAAGACUGCAGGUGCCGGAAUCUGGAGUACAUUAGUUGUUGCUCUCGGUCCUACAGUAAUUCUCUUCCGUGGGUCAAUCACUACAUUUCUGUCAACCUUGCUUCUCUCUGAUAGUUUUACUUUGUAUUUCCAUACUUAUUAGAACAAGUUGAUCGCUAGAUAGCACCUAAUGCUUCAGCAGUGCCCUCUUUAAUAAAUGAACUUCCUGCGUGUCGUGCCCUGGUUAAGAUAAAGCCACGCGAUACUCAACACUGCUAAUGGAGAAAUUAUCUUCUGAAUCUUGCGGGGACUACACGAAAGACGUUUUAUGGGGAGAUUAAGUGACAAGGCUUGCUCGGAAAUGGAUAGUAGAUAUGAAAGUAGUGUGCAAUGCUUAGAGGGUGUCCUGGCUAAUCUGUUUUAUUCUUUAAGCGGGCUCGAGGCAUGUCUUUUUUUUUCCGGCACAUUUAGGAGAUCGAUUUCCACUCCUUUAAGUGCAAACAGUUCCAACAUUUGAAUUAUGACACUCCUCUCGCAAUACAUCUCGCUCAAAAAUAUUGGAUUGUGGGAAAAAUUAAUCUGGGUGGGGAGUAAUGUGUGCUUAAAAUCCUCCUCCCAUGACUUCGAUUUCUCUUCCUCGGGACGGUGAUUAUUGGCGAUCUUAUCCCGCUGUCCGCUCUUGGCAUAUGUGUCAGAGGCAGCUAUUCCUGUAGCAGCUCGGGUUGCGUACAGCGUUACUCGAUCGAGUUUGAAGAUUUCGGAAACGAGAAUUAAAAAGUGCAGUUUUGUAACAUUUUAAGAGAUUGAAAUAUUUAAUUGAGGAAUGAACUUAAUUGAGGAAUAAAACAGUUUUGAUACCUAUUUUCUAAAUAUUUUCAUACAAUUUGAGGUAUUUUCACCAUCUUGCAUAACACCCCGUGGAGUAUUUUACAGAUGAUUCUAUUAACUAUGUUGCGGAAUUGAUUCUUUUUCUGUAAGAUUGAGACGUGUGUAUUUGGCUUGGGUUUAUAUGGUUUUAUACUGUUGGAAUCUGUAUCACUCAUUUUCAAUAAAAUACGUCUGCCUGAGUCCAGA
Pristis pectinata (smalltooth sawfish) is the source of this 2685-nucleotide messenger RNA. RefSeq names its product Ferritin light chain, oocyte isoform-like. The coding region runs from base 199 to 810 and encodes 203 amino acids. The record is from RefSeq and is a predicted model, not a curated record. Gene Ontology annotation, biological process: iron ion transport; intracellular iron ion homeostasis. Gene Ontology annotation, molecular function: ferrous iron binding; ferric iron binding. Gene Ontology annotation, cellular component: cytoplasm. The transcript is spliced from 3 exons. Lineage: Eukaryota; Metazoa; Chordata; Chondrichthyes; Rhinopristiformes; Pristidae.